Erigeron canadensis is the source of this 1748-nucleotide messenger RNA. Its product is annotated as ent-kaurenoic acid oxidase 1-like. Gene Ontology annotation, cellular component: endoplasmic reticulum. Lineage: Eukaryota; Viridiplantae; Streptophyta; Magnoliopsida; Asterales; Asteraceae. Gene Ontology annotation, molecular function: ent-kaurenoic acid monooxygenase activity; heme binding; iron ion binding. Gene Ontology annotation, biological process: multicellular organism development; sterol metabolic process; brassinosteroid homeostasis. Bases 178 to 1641 code for a protein of 487 amino acids. The transcript has 7 exons. The record is from RefSeq and is a predicted model, not a curated record.
AUAUUCCCAUCUCUCCUCCCUGUUUUUUGUUUUUCAUAUUGCCCACUAUAUAUCACUUCUUUGGCUCUUUUCUCUAUCUCUUUCCAACUGAUCAUACUCAAAAAGACAUAUCCAUACAUAUCUCCCUCUCUUUCUACAUAUCAUAGAAUUUACGUUGAUAUAUAUUUGGAUUUAACAAUGGAAAUGAGUCAUUAUGUGGGGAUUUUAUUGGGAGUAAUGUUCUUAUUGAAAUGGGCAGUGAUGAAUGUGAAUAUUUGGAUUUAUGAGAGAAAUUUGGGAAAGAAGAAGAGGGAGUGUUUGCCACCAGGUGAUUUUGGUUGGCCUUUUGUCGGAAAUAUGUGGUCUUUCCUUCGAGCUUUCAAGUCUAAUGAUCCUAAUACCUUCGUCUCCAAUAUUGUUGAAAGGUAUGGGCCGGGUGGUGUUUACAAGUCAUUCAUGUUUGGUAAUCCUAGCAUAAUCGUGACUGUCCCUGAAGCAUGUCGUAAAGUUUUGUUCGACGAUGGCGCUUUCAAGCCAGGGUGGCCGAUUUCCACAAUUGAACUCAUUGGGAGGAAAUCGUUUGUUGCCAUUUCUUAUGAAGAUCACAAAAGGCUUCGUAAGUUGACUGCAUCACCAGUCAACGGUCACGAAGCCUUGUCAACAUACAUGCAGUAUAUUGAGACCAAUGUGGUCUCAACAUUAGAAAAAUGGUCAAAUAUGGGUCGAAUUCAGUUCCUAACGGAACUCAGAAGGCUAACUUUUCGGAUUAUAAUGCAUAUUUUUUUAAGCACAGAAAGUGAAGAUGUAAUAGAAGCAUUGGAGAAAGAGUACACCACUCUUAACUAUGGUGUUAGAGCUAUGGCAAUUAAUAUACCCGGUUUUGUUUACUAUAAAGCACUUAAGGCACGGAAAAAUCUUGUGGCGAUUUUGCAAGCAGUAGUAAGCAGACGUAGGAAGCAACGAGAGGCGACUCAAGGUAUGUCCAAAAAGGACAUGCUUGAUGCUCUCUUAGACACUUCAGACGAGAAAGGAAGAAAACUAGACGACGAGGAGAUCAUCGAUACUUUAGUCAUGUACCUAAAUGCAGGCCAUGAAUCUUCAGGGCACAUCACAAUGUGGGCAACUAUCUUCCUCCAAUCACACCCUGAAAUUUUCCAAAAAGCCAAGGAAGAACAAGAAAAAAUUGUGAAGAAUAUGCCGUGGGGACAAAACGGUUUGACUCUAAAAGAGUUUAGGCAGAUGGAGUAUCUCUCAAAGGUGAUUGAUGAAACACUUCGAAUAGUGACAUUUUCUUCCAUGACCUUCCGAGAAGCCAAGAAAGACGUCGAUGUUAAUGGUUACUUCAUUCCCAAAGGAUGGAAAGUGUUAAUUAUGUUUAGAAGUGUUCACCAUAAUCCUGAAAUUUAUCCUCAACCAAAUAAAUUUGAUCCGUCAAGAUGGGAUGAUCUUGUUCCAAAACCCGGAACCUUCCUUCCUUUUGGAGCUGGAAGUAGACUUUGCCCAGGAAAUGACCUUGCCAAGCUUGAGAUUGCUAUCUUCCUUCACCAUUUUCUUCUUAAUUAUAAGCUUGAGAGGGAGAAUCCAGGAUGCCGAGUGAUGUACUUACCUCAUACAAGGCCUAAAGACAAUUGUUUAGGUAGAAUAAUAAAGCUUCCAAAUUAAUUAAGGGAGAAUAGACUCAGAAUUUGAAUAAUGGUUAGAAAUAUUUUAUGUUUUAUUUCCGGUUUAAAAUGUUGCCUUUUGCAAUGGAACUUAGCAUUUUUUAGUUA